This is a messenger RNA of Capsicum annuum, 1284 nucleotides long. RefSeq lists its product as uncharacterized. The coding region runs from base 1 to 1284 and encodes 427 amino acids. NCBI's taxonomy places the organism in Eukaryota, Viridiplantae, Streptophyta, Magnoliopsida, Solanales, Solanaceae. The record is from RefSeq and is a predicted model, not a curated record. The transcript is spliced from 2 exons.
AUGGGAAGAAUUGUGGUUGGUAGUGACAACCAUCUGCAAGGAGACAUGCUUAAUUUCCUACAUGAUGGGGCUUUAGGAAGUCACUCUGCAUCCGAGCUACAAGCUAAUCAGGCCAAGAGUGCACUAUACUUUGGAGGGGUGAAAGAUACAGUAAAGGCUCAAAUACAACAAGCACUUGGAUACAGCUAUGGUGACCUUCCGUUUAAGUAUUUAGGAGUGCCUUUGUCUACUAAGAAGAUUACUCUGCUACAGUGGCAGCCUUUAACUAAGAAGAUUGUGGUUAAAGUCUCUUCAUGGACAGCAAAAAAACUAUCCUAUGCAGGAAGAGUUCAGUUUGUAAGGUCAGUAAUCUUUGGAGUACAGGCCUAUUGGGCUCAAUUAUUUAUAAUUCCAGCAAAAGUGAUGAAAGCAAUCCAAGCAUAUUGUAGAAGUUAUAUAUGGUCUGGAGUAAAUGUCAUUACCAAAAGAGCACUGAUUUCAUGGGAGAAAAUAUGCUUGCCUAAGGUAGUAGGAGGGAUAAAUUUGAUUAACCUUAAGCUAUGGAACAAAGCUGCAAUUUUGAAACUAUGCUGGAAUAUUGAACAAAAGCAGGACAAACUAUGGAUUAAAUGGGUGCAUAACUAUUAUAUAAAGGGGCGCAACCUGAAAAAUUUAGUUGUUCCUGCUCAGGCUAGUCGGAUGGUCAGAAAGAUGCUUGGGGCAAAAUGUAAUUUACACCUGAUGCAACAUGUUCCAAGAACCAAGACCAGUGUCAUUAAGCAAGCUUAUUUGAAGGUGUUGGGUACAUUUUUAAAGGUAGAUUGGAGAGUCAUCAUCUGCCGCAACUUAGCAAGGCCUAACGCAAUUUUCACUACUUGGUUGCAGCAACAGGAUAGGCUUUUAACGGUGGAUAGGUUGUUGAAAUGGCAUGUACAGGCUGAUCCUAUAUGUAUCAUGUACAAGCAACAAGAUGAAUCAAGGGGCCACCUAUUCAUAGAAUGCAGGUUUGCUAAUGCACUUUGGCUGCGACUAUUACGUUGGUUACAGCAUAGCCAACUUCAUCUAGCCACCUGGGAUUCUAUGAAUCAUUGGGUCAUUCGCAGGAGUAAAGGAAAGAGACACCAAGCACAGCUGUGGAAAUUGGUCUACGCAAAAUUCGUAUAUGUUGUAUGGAAGGAAAGAAAUGCAAGAACUUUUCAGAAGAAAGAGUGCACGGUAGACACUGUAGCAAGGCAAAUCGCUUGUAUCUGUUGUCUGCGAGCUACUGAACCUUUAAGGAAUAUAUUAGAUAGAUGUAGCUUUUAG